Molecule: messenger RNA, 5157 nt
Organism: Neoarius graeffei (lesser salmon catfish)
Lineage: Eukaryota; Metazoa; Chordata; Actinopteri; Siluriformes; Ariidae
Product: zinc finger protein 850-like
Exons: 6
Coding region: 860-3757 (965 amino acids)
Biological process (GO): regulation of transcription by RNA polymerase II
Molecular function (GO): RNA polymerase II cis-regulatory region sequence-specific DNA binding; DNA-binding transcription factor activity, RNA polymerase II-specific
Source: RefSeq, a predicted model, not a curated record
CAGUAGGGGUCGAGUUUAAUUCCCCUUUCUGCCCUGCUGUGAUGAGUGUGGAGCUCCAGUAGGGGUCGCUGUGGGCGUCUCGGUCGCGAUCCGCCACACAUUGAGAGAAAUAGAAGAAGCCGUGCGGCAGUUUUGCUGAUUGAUGAGCUGAGCUCUCCGACUCUACUAAUCAUCUUUCCAUUAAACUCUUUCUGACAGGGUUUUACCCCCACAGUUCCAUCUGAUCCGUUGUGGGGGAUUUGAGGUGGUUAACUGCGUUCUGCUGGAAACAUCAAGGUUUUCGUCCGUUUGUCCGUGUAGAUUGACGUCUGCAGCACCAGGUAGUCGGAGAUGUCGGGGAACUCAACAGAUGGAUAAUUUUCCAACUCCUAGGAAAAGUCCUUCUUUACUAGUGUGGAAGGACCUAUUGCAUCACAAAGAGCAACUUUCUGAAGGGAUCUUGACUGUGCAUUGGCCUCUAAACUGUGAAAAUAUUCAGAGACGGUUUCACUCGCUCUUUACAUAACAGCAGCCAAAUCGUGUGGGCUGGGGGUGAGCUGGAGAUAAUCCUGGAUACACCCUGAACAGAUCAUCAUCUGCAGGCUUCACACUGAGAGACCGAAACACGGCCAUUCUCACACCGGUGGGGGUGGGGCGGGGUGGGGGUUGAGAGGAGCCAGGUGAUGAAUCAACGUGUUUUGAACUGUGGGAGGAAACCGGAGCAUCCUGAGAGAACCCACACAGGAACAUGCAGUCUCCAUCCAGGAACACCCCAGUUGACCAGCAGCUCUAACUGAGUGGACUCCUCUCAUCUUCGACUCUCCUCUUUCUUCCAUCAUACACUUUUUCAUCUGCAAGAACACUAAAAGAUCCGACUACGAUGAAAUCUGAUAAGGUGAAAUGUGAGAAUGUGGAGCCCACUGAGAGCUCCAGUGGUCCUCAAAUAUCAUCUGGUCCCUUCCUCACCAACACCUCCCACAGCCAAGUGAAGAAACUCCUUCACCAGUGCUCACAGUGCUGGAAGAGUUUCAGCCAGAUCAGCACGCUUAAAGAACAUCGACGGAUCCACACGGGGGAGAAGCCACAUCAGUGCUUGCAGUGUGGGAGGAGCUUCAGCCAGAAGAGUAAUCUCAAAAAACAUGAGGGCCUUCACGCUGGAGAGAAGGCGCAUCGCUGCUCGCUGUGCGGGAAGAAUUUUACCAGCCAGAGUAAUCUCCAGCGCCACGAGCGCAUCCACAGUGGGGAGAAGCCCUAUCAGUGUGUACAGUGUGAGAAGAGCUUUAACGAGAGCGGUAGUCUGAUAAAACACCAGCGCGUCCAUACCGGGGAGAAACCCUAUCACUGCUUGCAGUGUGGGAGAAGCUUCAGCCAGAAGAGUAAUCUCAAAAAACACGAGAGCGUUCACGCUGGAGAGAAGGCGCAUCACUGCUCGCUGUGCGGGAAGAAUUUUACCAGCCAGAGUAAUCUCCAGCGCCACGAGCGCAUCCACACCGGGGAGAAGCCCUAUCAGUGUGUACAGUGUGAGAAGAGCUUUAAUGAGAGCAGUAGUCUGAUAAAACACCAGCGUGUCCACACUGGGGAGAAGCCCUAUCACUGCUCACUGUGUGCAAAGAGCUUCACCAGCCAGAGUAACCUCCAGCAGCACCUGCGCAUCCACACCGGGGAGAAACCGUAUCACUGUGGAGUGUGUGGGAAACGUUUCAGACAGGGUACGAGUCUCCAGAUCCACCUGCGCAUUCACACCGGAGAUAAACCUUACUACUGUUUAGAGUGUGGAAAGAGUUUUACUCAGGGAACUGCUCUCCAGAUCCACCAGCGCGUUCACACAGGGCAGAAACCCUAUCACUGCUCACACUGCGCAAAGAGCUUCACCAGUCAGAGUAAUCUCCUGCGACACCAGCGCGUUCACUCAGGAGAGACACCGUAUCAGUGCUCACAGUGUGGGAUGAGUUUUACACAAAGACGUAAUCUCCAGCAGCAUGAGUAUAUUCACUCAGGAGAAAGACCGUAUCAGUGCUCAGAGUGUGGACGGAGCUUUAGUCGAGAGGAGGCUCUGCAGUUACACCGACGCAGUCACACGCGAGAGAAGCCCCAUCACUGCUCGCAGUGCAAGAAGGGGUUCAGGAACCAGAGUAACCUUCGGAAGCACCGCUGCGUUCACACAGGAGAAAUGCUCCGUCAGUGUCCUGAGUGUGGGGAGAGGUUCAGUCAGCAGAGAAACUUCCAGCGACACGAUCACAUUCACAUGGCUGAGGAUACGGACCUGCUUCUGAACAAGUUUAUUAUUAUCAUCAUCAAGUGCCAACCCUUCUACCUACUGAGGGAGUUUACAUCGAUUCUGCUCGGCGCUGUUUACAUCCCUCCCACCGUUAACACCAACAUUAGGAGCGAGGCACUCAAUGAACUCUACCAGGCCAUCAGUGAACAACUGAAGACGGAUUCCUCAUCACAGCAGGCUGCUUCUAUCCUCUGUGCUACACAUCCUAAAUGUCCUGCUUCAAGAACAUCAAGCAAUCCACUUAAGAUGAAGUCAGACAAGAAUAUCCACGAGAAUCCAAUAUCGACUCGAAGGUCCAGCAGACACCAAAUGUCCUCUGGUUCUUUGAGCUUGUCAGUUAGUGGUGGUGGUGUGGAGAGGAAAGUUCAUAAGUGCUUACAGUGUAGGAAGAGUUUUCCUCAAAAGAACAAGCUCGAGAGACACCAGCUUGUUCACGCAGAAGAGAAAAUGUAUCGCUGCUCACAGUGUGGGAAAGGUUUCAUUGAAAAGAAUAAGUUUGAAAUACACCAGCGUAUUCAUGCAGGAGAGAAGUUGUAUUGCUGUGUAGAAUGUGGUAAAAGCUUUAAUUACCGUUGCAGUCUGCAGCGACACCAGCGCGUUCACUCAGGAGAGAAGCCGUAUCAGUGCUCUGACUGUGGGAUGAAUUUCACACAACGAAAUCAUCUCCAACAACACCAACGCAUUCAUGCCGCAGAGAAGCUGUUUCACUGUUCACAGUGUGGGAAAACCUUUAGUAUAGAGGAUGCUCUUCAAAUUCACCAGCGCAUUCACACACGAGAAAAGGCUCAUCAGUGCUUGGAUUGUGGAAAAAGUUUUCUUGAGCACAGUUGUCUCGUAAAACAUCAGCACGUUCACACAGGAAAGAAGCUUCAUCAGUGCUCAGAGUGUGGAAAAAGUUUUCUUCAUCACAGUCGCCUUGUAAAACACCAGCGCAUUCACACAGGAGAGAAACCGUAUCGCUGCUUAGUGUGUGGGAAGAGUUUUCGCCGAGAGGACAACCUUCAGUUACACCAACGCGUUCACACAGGAGAGAAGCCGUAUCGGUGCUCACAGUGUGGCAAGAGUUUUACACAGAGGAGUAAUCUCCAGCUCCAUCUCCACAUUCACACAGGAGCGAAGCCCUAUCACUGCUCAGACUGCGGGAAGAGCUUUAGACACAGUGGUAAUCUCCAACAGCACCAGCGGAUUCACACUGGAGAGAAACCGUAUCAGUGUUCAGUCUGUACGAAGAGUUUCACACAGAGGAGUAAUCUGCACCAACACCAGCGCAUUCACACAGGAGAGAAACCGUAUCGCUGCUCUGAAUGUGGGAAGAGUUUUGUACAGAAGUUUAAUCUUCAAGCCCACCAACGCAUUCACACUGGAGAAAAACCAUAUUACUGCUCGGAGUGUGGCAAGAGUUUUAGUACGCACAGAAUUUUUCAGAGACACAAGCACGUUUACACAGCGGAGAAUAAAAACCUGCUGCAGUUUUCAGAAGAAACUGUGGAAAACCACUAGGUUUAUUCUCAAUAUUCAUUGGGUCAAAUUGGAUCUUUGAUAAAAUCCUUUUAGAUGUAUACUUUUUAUAUUCCUUGCCAUGUACUAGAAGGGACUGUCUUUGGACAGGGUGGAAAGGAACACUGUCCUACUCCAAACCAUCUCUGGGGGGGUAUUCCAUAAAGCAAGCUCCAAUCUAAAAGCCAGGCCUAUUUUAAACAAUCUGCCCUGCUGACUAACUCCGGCAACAUGGGCUUUUGGACAACCCUGAGCCAUGUCUGGUUAUUUUUGAAGAUAAACUAAUCUGGAUGAAUUCUAUUAGCCAUGCCUUGUGCUUUCGUAGUCCCAUCAGGCAGAAACAGUACCCAGAAGCAAUUAUUCCGCUGUAGUGCAAAGGCAGAACAAAAUCUACUGUAUCCAGCCCAUUCUAUAAUUGUGGGUACAUUUCAAGUGUUGACUCUGUUAAUGUGGGCGGCACGGUGGUGUAAUGGUUAGCGCUGUCGCCUCACAGCAAGAAGGUCCGGGUUCGAGCCCCGUGGCCGGCGAGGGCCUUUCUGUGCGGAGUUUGCAUGUUCUCCCCGUGUCCACGUGGGUUUCCUCCGGGUGCUCCGGUUUCCCCCACAGUCCAAAGACAUGCAGGUUAGGUUAACUGGUGACUCUAAAUUGAGCGUAGGUGUGAAUGUGAGUGUGAAUGGUUGUCUGUGUCAGCCCUGUGAUGACCUUGCGACUUGUCCAGGGUGUACCCCGCCUUUCGCCCGUAGUCAGCUGGGAUAGGAUCCAGCUUGCCUGCGACCCUGUAGAAGGAUAAAGCGGCUAGAGAUAAUGAGAGAAUGAGAUGACUCUGUUAAUCAUCGUCAACUCUUAUCGUUAAACUGGGCAAUCCAUGAACAGAAUUGACAACAGGCUUGACAUUUUUCCACCAUUUUUGUACCUUAACUCCACAUGCUAACCUCAAACUAGCUACCACACGGCAUGUAUAAUGAAAACAGAAUUUUAUGGAUUUUAAUUUUUUGUUUGUUUGUUUGUUUUUUAAAUGAGUGAGAGAUUCACUCCAAUAUCACACCAACAGAGUUGACAAAUAAUUAACCUACCAUUAAUGUAAAAUCCUCAACGUUUUGUUCAAAUUAAUGAGAGAAGAAACAGAACAUACCUCACUGACUUUCUGAAGUUUCCCACCAGAGGAACUGACAUCACAGCUGUCAUGCGUAUUAAGUCUUUGUGGAUUUUAUGUGGUUUUAUAAUUAAGAGUUGACAAGAACACUGACACAGAAUUUUAUUACUGAAAUUUCACAUAAUACAGAAAAUAGACUUUCUAUGCAAUUGAUUUGAUAAUAGUUAAUAGAAUAAGUCCCAAAAAACAGACUGUUAGACUGAAUCACUUCUUGUUUAUUGGAGUUGAAUGGAUCAAUCAAGAGUCGAAG